UCAGUUUUGUCUCUUUCAACAUAGAACCCAGAGAAGAAAAUGUUACAAGGAAAUCUUUCAGAAGUGACUGAGUUCAUCCUGGCUGGGUUAACACACAAACCAGAGCUGCAGCUGCCCCUCUUCCUCCUCUUUCUAGCAAUCUAUGUGGCCACAGUGGUGGGGAAUCUGGGCAUGAUCGCCCUGAUAUUUUUCAGUUCUCAACUGCACACACCUAUGUAUUAUUUUCUCAACAGCCUGUCCUUCAUUGACUUCUGCCAGUCCACUGUCAUUAUUCCCAAAAUGUUGGUGAACUUUGUGACAGUGAAGAACAUCAUCUCCUAUCCUGAAUGCAUGACUCAGCUCUACAUUUUCAUUAUUUUUGGUAUUGCAGAGUGUCACAUGUUAGCUGUAAUGGCAUAUGACCGCUAUGUUGCCAUCUGUAACCCCUUGCUUUACAAUGUUGUGAUGUCUUCUCAAGUCUGUUCCUGGAUGAUAGUUGGAGUAUAUAGUAUAGCUUUGAUUGUUUCCACAAUUCACACAAUCUGCAUGUUAAGAGUGCAUUUCUGUAAGGCAAAUGUAGUAAAUCAUUACUUCUGUGAUCUUUUUCCACUACUGGAACUCCACUGUUCUGAUACUUUUAUUAAUGAAGUAGUACUAUUAUGUUUAAGUGUUUUUAACAUCUUUGUUCCCAUUCUGACUAUUGUAAGCUCUUACAUCUUCAUCAUAGCCAGCAUCCUCCGGAUUAAAUCCACAGAAGGCAGGUCCAAAGCUUUCAGCACCUGCAGCUCACACAUAUCAGCUGUUGCUAUCUUCUUUGGUUCCCUCGCAUUCAUGUACCUGCAGCCAUCAUCAGUCAGCUCCAUGGACCAAAGGAAAGUGUCUUCUGUGUUUUAUACCAUUGUUGUGCCCAUGCUGAAUCCCUUGAUCUACAGCCUGAGAAAUAAGGAUGUCAAAGUUGCUCUAAGUAAAUUCUUUGAAAGAAAGUUUUCCUUAUAA
This is a messenger RNA of Mus pahari (shrew mouse), 975 nucleotides long. RefSeq names its product olfactory receptor 150-like. Gene Ontology annotation, biological process: sensory perception of smell; G protein-coupled receptor signaling pathway. Bases 40 to 975 code for a protein of 311 amino acids. The record is from RefSeq and is a predicted model, not a curated record. The transcript has a single exon. Gene Ontology annotation, molecular function: odorant binding; olfactory receptor activity; G protein-coupled receptor activity. Lineage: Eukaryota; Metazoa; Chordata; Mammalia; Rodentia; Muridae. Gene Ontology annotation, cellular component: membrane.